Rosa chinensis is the source of this 1224-nucleotide messenger RNA. Its product is annotated as PHD finger protein ALFIN-LIKE 2. Gene Ontology annotation, cellular component: nucleus. NCBI's taxonomy places the organism in Eukaryota, Viridiplantae, Streptophyta, Magnoliopsida, Rosales, Rosaceae. Bases 218 to 937 code for a protein of 239 amino acids. Gene Ontology annotation, biological process: regulation of DNA-templated transcription. Gene Ontology annotation, molecular function: histone binding; transcription cis-regulatory region binding; transcription coregulator activity. The record is from RefSeq and is a predicted model, not a curated record. The transcript has 5 exons.
UGGUGGCUUUAUCAAGUAUCAACCAACGACCUAAACACUUAUUUUCUUCUUCUUCUUUUGUUUCUGUUUCUCUCUCUCUCUCUCUCUCCCUCUCCCACGUUUUCAUGCAUCUCUCUCCUCCGAUCCGUCUCACUCUUCCCUCUUUCCAAUUCGAAUAGGCCCCAAUUGACUCACCAAAUCCGAUUCCGAAACGCACCGUUUAGAUCCAUCCCCCCACAUGGAGAUGGCCACCAGUCCCCGAACCGUCGAGGAGAUCUUCAAGGAUUACGGUGCUAGAAGAGCCGCCGUCGUCCGUGCUUUGACUUAUGAUGUUGAUGAAUUUUACGGACUCUGUGAUCCAGAAAAGGAGAAUUUGUGUUUGUAUGGACACCCGAAUGAGUCCUGGGAAGUGACGCUUCCGGCAGAGGAAGUCCCGCCGGAGCUUCCUGAGCCAGCGCUUGGGAUCAAUUUUGCAAGGGAUGGCAUGAACCGCAAGGACUGGCUUUCCCUGGUUGCUGUUCAUAGCGAUUCUUGGCUGCUUUCUGUGGCUUUCUAUUUUGGAGCACGACUUAAUCGUAAUGAGAGGAAACGACUUUUUAGCUUGAUCAAUGAUCUGCCUACCGUCUUUGAAGUUGUGACGGAUAGGAAACCCGCUAAAGACAAGCCUAGUGUGGAUAGCGGAAGCAAAUCCCGAGGCAGCACAAAGAGAUCUGGUGAUGGAAUAAUGAAAAGCAACCCUAAGCUAGCAGAUGAGAGUUUUGAGGAGGAGGAUGACGAACAUAGUGAAACUCUUUGUGGGAGCUGUGGCGGAAAUUACAAUGCAGAUGAAUUUUGGAUUGGCUGUGACAUCUGCGAAAGAUGGUUCCAUGGAAAAUGCGUGAAGAUAACACCUGCCAAGGCCGAGAACAUCAAGCAAUACAAAUGCCCGUCUUGCAGCUUGAAAAGGAGCAGGCAGUAGUGGUCACUCCGUCACUCAGACCUGUGAGGGAAAGACAAAUAGGCGUGCGUCGUCUCAGUGGCUGACAGAGUAGCAUAGAAAUGUCACUAUUUAAUGUAAUGAAUUUGUUGUUGUGAUGUUUGUUUAUAAUAGAUGCUUUUUCAAAGGGGUUGAAGCCUGCCUUCUUCUCCCAUGGAACAUUUCUCCAGCUUUAUAUUAUCUUCCAGUUAUUAAUUUAUGACAAAUGUAUGAAUAACAUUUGCUUCUUUUUAGUGUUAAUGUUAUGUUUCGUAUUAAGUUGAAAGUGA